AUGUCAGCAGACUACGAUUGUCGUCAAUACCAUCAAUUCCACAAUGACACCUGUUCUUUUAUAAAAACAGCGAAGGAUUGCCACUUUGAUGGUGGAUAUUAUCUUGUAUUUUUGUUUUGCAUUAUUGGGGAAAAAUUACAAGCUUUGGGUUUUAUCGUAUUGGGUGUUACAUUUUUGGCAUUUGGCAACGGUGCACCAGAUAUCUUUUCAGCAACAGCCGCCGUACUAAGUGCGAAGGAUGGAGAUGCUGGUUUAGCGUUUGGUGCUCUCUUCGGUGCUGGAGUUUUUGUUACCACUGUCGUGGCUGGAACAAUUGGAUUAUUGACACCUUUUCGGUCUAUUCAACGUCCUUUAUUACGUGAUAUAAUCUUUUUCUUGGUAGCUGCAUUUGCUGCCUAUUAUAUCAUGUAUGACGGAAGAAUUUACGUUUACGAAAGUUUAAGUUUUAUCGUUCUUUACAUUAUUUAUUUGAUUGUUCUUAUUGGCGGGUAUUUCAUUAAUCGUCGAAUAAAAGAACAAAGAGCUCUGCUACAAGCUUUACAAACGGAAGCUGCAGGAUCAGUAAAUCGAACAAAUUAUGGAUCAAUACACGUUGAUGGCGAAUCGAUAAAUGAUAACCAAGCCGGCAAUGGCAUUGUCGGUAAUUGUUUACCAGAUGAUAGUUAUGUUCAACCCGAUGUAACAUUUGCGUUGUCAUUGCGAAAAGCGUUUCUUCCAAAUGAGGAUACACCAUGGGCAGAACAAAAUUGCCUAAGUAAAGUUCUAACCGUAAUCAAGAUGCCUGUAAAUAUUAUUCUACAUUUUACAACGCCCAUAGUUGACUAUGAAAAACCAGAACAUAAUUGGAAUAAAUUACUCAAUUCAUUUCAUCUUGUUUCUGGACCAGUAGCAAUCUCUUUAUUAACCCAAAUUGGAUUUGCUAAAAUCAAUCAUGUAUUUCCUAUUUGGGCAAUUGUCCUCAUAUUGGGUACAAUACUGUGUUUUGUUGUUCUUAUUUUAACUGAUUAUCAUUCAAAACCUCGUUUGCACUCGGCAUUUGCAUUCCUUGCUUUUUCUGUAUCUGUUGUAUGGGUUUAUUCAAUUGCAAAUGAAAUUGUUAAUCUUCUCACAGCAUUUGGUAUUGUAUUUAAUAUUAGCAAUACAAUAGUUGGAUUAACAUUUUUAGCAUGGGGAAAUAGUCUCAGUGAUUAUGUUUCUAAUGUUGUAUCAGCAAAACAAGGCUAUCCAAAUAUGGACUUUUUAAUUGGUCUUGGAAUUCCAUUUUCUAUUGUUACAAUUCGAAAUGGAGCACCGUUUGAGAUAAAAGAAUCAGCGUUACAAAAUCUUAUAGCUUAUUUUCUAUUUGGAAGUUUGGUUGCUACCCUCAUAUUUAUUCCAUUAAAUAAAUUUAAUUAUAGUCGAUGGUUUGGCUUUGUGCUUGUUGUUUAUUAUGUAAUAUUUUUAACGAUGGCCAUAUUAAUUGAAGUUAAAGUUAUUUUCUGA
Molecule: messenger RNA, 1482 nt
Organism: Didymodactylos carnosus
Lineage: Eukaryota; Metazoa; Rotifera; Eurotatoria; Philodinida; Philodinidae
Source: the annotation of a GenBank genome assembly